Astrephomene gubernaculifera is the source of this 3023-nucleotide messenger RNA. NCBI's taxonomy places the organism in Eukaryota, Viridiplantae, Chlorophyta, Chlorophyceae, Chlamydomonadales, Astrephomenaceae. The record is from the annotation of a GenBank genome assembly.
GACCCACAUAGGUAUUACACCAUUGCACAAUCUGUGUUGUUAAUUUGGAGCUGUAGCUAUCACGUCCCUGUUGCUGGACGCCAUUAAACAACAGACGCCUUUCACGAAGCGACAGGACAGAGUCUUGAGCACGCCAUGGCUUUUGUAGCGUACAAAAGCCAUGAAAGCCUUUGUGGAAAUCACGCAGCGCCUGCCGGCUUUGUGGCGACGCAACCUGGCCACCCUGUUAGGAGGCGAGUAAAGCAGCCGCAGAGUAGCUGGCAGAUUACCUUCUCGCCAACGCCAUUCCCUCCGUCUGCGAUACAAGUCUGGAAGGGCGACCAAUGGACCCCACGCCGCGGUCUUCUCUUGACCAGAAGCCACGCAACAGAGUCAGUGCCUGAGGCGCAUGGUCUGCGGCCGUUGCCUCUGCUGCCUUCCGUUGGCCUUACCAUCGAAAGCGACGCUGACGAAGGCGACGGAAUGGCAAUCGUCGCGACGCCCUUUACCUCCAAGGCGGCUCCAACCACCCGGUCUGCAUCUAUCAGAAACACUACGCCACUCGGGGGCUUGAACCGCCCCACAUCUGCACCUACGGCUAGCAAUGCCCGCACGGCAUUUGCCCCUGCUGCAUCCACCACCCCUGUUACUUCUCGCCCAAGCACCGGCAGCAGCACAGCUUCCGCUGCUAGCAACCGCGAGGGGAGCCCUGUCGUACAGUUGUCAGCAUCACCUAAUGGCCGACAGUACGGCAGCAAGGAUACUGCGGCAGACUCUGCCGUACAUAUGCCGUACCUUAUGGCAGCUGAGGGCGGCGGCGACGAAACAGAUCACGAAGAAGAUUACCUUCUCCACGACCUUCCGGAGGCCGCCAUGGGACCGGCCGGGACAUUGUACGGCACCAGCAACGCCAGCAGCGACCGAAACGGCAACGCCAGCAGUAACGGCUACACCAGCAGUGCGGUUAACGGCACCAACGGUACUGCCAUGCCCAAGAGAAGCCCAACAACGGUUUCAGGUGCGGUUCCACAGGGGCUGAAGGACAUGGCUGCAAGCAAGGCUGCCGCCGCGGCAGCUGCGGAAGCAGCGGCAGAAGCAGCCGCCGCAGCAGCAGCCGCUGCCGCAAAGGGCCCUGCUAAGGGCGUCCUCGCAGCCGGUAAGAGCGCCGUAACGGCCGCCGCUUCAGGAGUCGUAUCAGCCGCCUCAGGUGCUGUAGCCUCAGCCACGGGCGCAGUAGCGUCGACGGCAGCCGUAGGGAAGGGUGUCUCGGCAGUGGUGGGCAAGGGCGCCGUAACAGUCGCGAAGGGGGCGGUCAACGCCGCCACGGGCGUUGUUACGGCUGCCACAGGCGUUGUGGCACCUACCGCAGCAGCUGCGGGCAAAGGCGUGGUUGCGGCAGGCAAGAGCGCGGUAACUGUGGCUACGGGGGCCGUAACGGCUGCAACGAGCGUUGUCGCCUCGGCUGGUGUUGGUAAGGGCGUGGUUGCGGCAGGCAAGGGCGCUGUAACGGCUGCAGCAGGAGUGGUCACCGCAGCCACAGGUGCUGUGGCGUCCACAGCAGCAGCAGGCAAGGGAGUGGUGGCCGCGGGCAAGAGCGCACUGUCCGCGGCCUCGGGCGCCGUAACGGUCGCAAAGGGCGCCGUCAGUGCCGUGGCGUCCACAGCAGCAGCCAGCAAGGGUGUGGUGGCUGCAGGCAAGAGUGCGGUAACGGCGGCUGCCAGCGGCGCGGUUUCCGCCGCCACUGGCGCCGUAACGGCUGCCACUGGGGCUGUUGCGUCUGUGGCGGCAGGCAAGGGCGGCCAGGGGGCUGCUGCUCUUGUGGCGAGUGCGUCGCAGGGGGUACGGAAGGCGGCAGGCGCGGUGGGUUCAGUGGUGGCUGGGGCCGCAAGGUCGUCUGGUGGUGGGGCGGCAGGGUCGGCAGUCUCCGGGAGUAAGAGCGGCAGGCCGGGCGGCAGCAGCAGCAGUGCCAGCAGCGGUAACGGUGGCAGCGGCAGCAGCAUUAAAUGCGAUCCAGCGGUGUCAAGUGAAGAGGAGAACGAUGCUUGCACGUGGGGUGUAUAAGGGGGCCUAUAAUUGGAAGUGUGGAUGGAUUGCGGUGGGUAAGGAGGAAACAACUAACUGACUGAGGGAUAAGGCGUCAAGGGAUUGCGGUGGGGGAUUAGAUAAACUGAGCCGCGGAAACCACCCACCCCGCACAUGAUUGUCGCUUGGUUGUGUAGUGCAUUGUCCGGAACUUGGCAGAGGCCAUGCAUGGCGUUGUGAGUCCGCGAUGGGAGGAAGAGCACUGAAGCUGUGAUUCAACCGUGAUUGGGGUUUUGUGACUGUGGGUUAGUAGGUAUGUUGGCAGUUGUGGUAUAUCCCACCUCAUUAAGGUGGAAGGGUGUCGUUGUUGUCAUUGCGACCGACGUGUAGCAAAACGGGUUUGUUUGCGCCUUGUAGAUGCCACCCACCGCCCGGCAUGUGUGACUACGAUUGAGGCAAUGGGAGGGGAGGGAAGCAUCGGAAGGAAUGACCCGUGACGCACUUUGGAAUCGAUAGGGCACUGCGAACUAUCUGCAAAUAAUAUGACGCGACACCAAGCGGCGCAACAUUCCUAGUGAAAGUAGUGGUUCAAUCCUAUGUAGUGUUUUGUGCGCUUUGUGGGAUAAUAAUGGUGGUUUGAACCCUGCUUCACGCUACCAUUUGUAUGGGUCGAUAGGGUAUUAGUUUCCUGGUUCCUGGUCCACAAAGGACGAUUAGGACUAAUCUGGGGAGGUGAUGCGGAAGUGAAAAAAAUCAGGGGAGCUAGAUUGUUGAGGGGGUGUUGAGGUGAAAAGGGAGCGUGGAGAAUGCGAUUAUUACAUCGUGGAGGCCCAUGUCAUAACGUGUCAUAACCCAUGCCGUACUGUGCUGCCGUACAACAACACACCCCAGAUCACCCUCCUGAUGAUGGCAGGGAACAGGGGCUCAUGGGGCCAAUAGCAUACCGGUUGCUAGCUGGGCUGGGAAGAUUGGCGUACAGUGGCAUAUGAACUGUGCAUAUUGACGCAGCAACUCAUACAAUG